UUUUCGUUCUAUCAUUAACGACGUUUUCGCGAGGAAUUUUUCUCCUACAAACUGAGUCCAAACGAAGAGACGAUAUUCGAGAUUAUUAGCCAGUUAAUAUUACUGAAUCAAUUGAUUGAAGUGGCAGUGCAUUUAGGACUUAUUCUUUAAAUAACGACUAGACUGAAUAGGUAAACAUUGAGUGUUGGAAUUGAUACACGUGGUGCACCUUGCAAGACGCUGUGGCCCAACUUUGCUGUUACGGGGUAGGAGAAUUUUCGUUUUCUCGGACGAUACAAAAUAUGGCUUACAAUUAAUGGUGGAUAUACUUUGGCGGAUCAAUUCAGGUGAAGUAUAAGCUAAACUAAACUUGUGUGCUUUGAAAGAAAAUGUACCUCACAUUACUGGAAUACUCAUUCCAUAGCUAUCACAAAACCAGAUUUAAACAGAUAAGGCAAAUUUUUCAGUACACUUAUAAAAUGCAUAAAUGAAAUAAUUUCCAAAUCAAGCCUAUAUUCAAAAAUAAAUCUUAUUCCAGACUAAUAAAAAAUACUCUGUUAUUACUCAUGCAUUUGCAAUUUCUCCCCAGCUGUACCAAAUUGAUAUCAGGGUUUGGUAAAUGUCUGCUAUCUUUGAUGGCUGCAAUUGAUUAAAACUGGAGACAGUCUAAGGGCCUGGUCAUCGAAAAAUUUCUGGAAGCUAUCAUGGAUUAAGCCUAUAUCGAUAGCAAUGGAUGAUAAUACUGUUACUGAACAAAAAGAUUCAUUGUCAACUAGUAAUCUAAGAGUUGAUGUAGUGUCAAAAAAUUUGAAACGACGGAAAAGAAGUGCUCUCAUGAAUAAUAGAAGGAAACGAAAACCAAAAAAAGAUGAUAAAUUAGAACCAGUGAUAGCAAAAGACGAUACUGGAAGUUCAAUCUCAGGUGUACUAUCGAAAACUGACAUACAUAAUAAAUCAAUGCCAGAGAUGAAACAUUCUGAAAAAGUAAUUUCAUUUAAACGUCGUGAAAGCAGACCAAUUGAGUCAAAAAAAUUGGUGAAAAUCGAAGCAACGGACACCGAUAAAUCUGAAUUUGAAACUAAAGCCAUAAUUUCAGGACUGGAAACAAAAAAAAAGUCAUUAUCAGAGACACCAGUAAAUCAUAUAUACGAACUUCGAAGCAGUACAAGCAAGGAACUUCAACCAUCUAAAGCAAUAAAUACAAACUAUGACUCUGAGAGUAAAGAUUUUGAUAUACACUCAGCAAGUAGUGCAAAAUUUGAUCCAGUCCCAGCAAUAACAGAAGCUAAUGCCGAAUCGGAGUGGGAUAUUGAGAAUAAACGAAUGCAAGGGCACAGUGAGUCGAAGACUGCGGCGUUGAAUAGCUGCCCUAGCUUGGUAAUACGAAUUUUAAAUACAGUAAUUGACAUGAAAAAUCAUUCGAGGCAAAAAUCUACAGAACCAAUAGGAAAAUGCACCAGUUCAUCGAAAAGAAACCCACAAAGAAGGCACUCUGAGAGUGAAUCUAAGUCAUCUCUCAGCACUAAGACACCAACUGGUCCAAUAGAGAAAACAAAAAAGUUGAAAGAUCAACAUGCAUUUAAAUUAACAACUGGGCGGCCAAAAACAUUAGCAAGAACAAGAUCGAUCAAAGAGACUAGCAACCCUUUAAAUAAGAUUAGUUUGGACUUGUUGAAAGAAAGUUGGAUGAGAACCAUUGAUGCUGUAGCAUCAGGAAUAAUUGAGCCAAGUACCAAAAGAUCAUCUGAAACUAAAACCGCAAACAAUUUGGAAAUACCAGAAACAACCGAAAUAAAUAAUAAUCUCUCAGAUAAUGCUGAUAAUUUACCUUCAACAAUUGAAUCAAAAAUUGAUUCCCUAUCAAAAACAACAAAUCAGAAACAUAAAAAAAAACGUUGUGGCAAACCAAAAGAUCAAAUUGAGAAUUCAGCUAUAUUAGAGACGAAUUGCAAACCUACUGGUCGAAAAUCAUCAAAAUAUCCAACAAUAUCGAAUUCAAAAGUCAAAGAUAGGACAUCUGAUAAUAAAACCAGCCAAAAUUCUAUUUUUAGUUCAGCCGGAAGUCGUCAUCUAUUGCUCGACAAAUCAUACCAGCCAAAAGUUUUACUUCCUAAUAUAGCAUAUACUAACAUCUUAUCACCAAAACACAGAAAAAUACUUUUCCAUAAAAAAAAAUCUCUGACAAACGCCAGUUUGGAAACCCGAUCAUAUUUAUCAUUUGAUAGUGAUACUGAACAAACAACAUUCAAUCUGACAACAUCCUCAGAACAUCAGAAUCUACAUAGGACUCCAGAGAUAAUUUCCACUCCCAAGCUGGAAAAGCACAAAUAUCCAACAUUCAAAACUGAACUCUUGUAUAAAAAAACUGAUGCCGGAGGCUUGACAGAAUCAAAUGUUUCAUGCUCAGAAACGAAGCCUAAAAAGCAAUCACUGACCAAAAUAGGAUUACUAAAACAUACAGAGCUUCUAUGUGGAUCAAAAACCAACAGCAGUAUGAGUGAAACGGAUGGUAUAUCUUCAAUGAACAAAGAAGCCGUAGGGAAUAAACUAGUAGCUGGUCCUCUGAUCACUGAAUUAUCUUUAGAAAAGAGCAGAUUAACUGAAAAUAGUAAUGUUUCAUUAAAGUCAGUGCAUCCUGUACUGCUACGACCACAGCCUAGUUCAAUAAAACCCGAAUUUGAAAGAGUGAAGCCGAAAUCACCUCCACAUGCGAUUCUGCACAUUCGACAAAGACUUCAAAAGCUUAAAUGCGAAUCUGAAAACGAGACUCCUCGAUCCACAAAAUACGGCGAUGUUUCAAUUGCAGAACCGGUGUCUGCAACAAAUAGGCAUACUAUUCGACGUGAUACCUCAUCUUCAAAUGUUACAGAUCUUAGCACUUCUCUUAUGGCAAGUGAUUGCCACAUCAGUUUUGAACAAUCGCAAAAUAUUGGUGAUUUUGGGUCAACUAAUAGUGUUCAUAAAAUAAGAGUUUUACGUAAGACCGCCUCCAAAAGUGAGAACUCUGCAUCAUGUUCUUCAGCAAAAUUUGGAAAGCUAUGGCAAACUGCCAGAGCCCCUUCGACAUGGGCCAGAAAAAAAAACACCGCCAAGAGUGAAAAACCGUCUGUACCUGUAUCCAUAUCUGUUGAUAAUUGUGGUAACAGUUUGUCUACAAUUUAUAGAGAAUUAGAUGAAUUUAUCCACAUCAAAAAAAAAGACCCUAAAAACUCAGAAACCGAAUCUCAAACAAAGUCAAAUUUAGGUAAAUACCAAGCACCUCUACAUCUUGAGAACUCGUCAUGUUCUCUUGGCCUCAGAACUACACAUCUCAAACACGAACCUUUAAUAGCACACCGAGUCACCAGUAAUCAGAUGAAUCUAAAUAAUCCUGAUCUACCUUUGUCAGCAACGACUCUGGAACAUAAUAAUAAUGCACCUACCACCCAAACUUCGUCUCAAUGUAAAAUACAACAGUCACUAGAUCGAGGGCGAAACCUCCCAAAAAUCAUCAGCAUUGAUGUUUUUCCCAAAGGUACAAUACCACUGUCUAUAAAGGGUUGUACAGCGAGCAAACCAUUCAUAGAUGCAACUGAUACUGAGAAAAAGAUACACUGUUUGGAGAAUGUGAGCAAGAUCAGCAGGUAUGAAAAUAUAACACUAGAAACAAAUCAGAGCCAAAGCACGAAUGAAUUACUACAUGACAUCGAUGACUCUAAUGAAAUUUCAACACAUGCAUCGGAUGUUGAAAUAAUUGAUGAUUGGCAUAGUAUUGGCAAUAGUGCAAUGGAUGGUUUCACAAAACAAGACACACAAAUUUCUCCAUUUACCCAUGAAAAUGAACAAUCUGCCAAAGUAACACAAGCUGAGGCUACACACCAAAAUCCUACUGUUUCCCCACAUCAAUUUGAUUCUAAAAACUUUUGGAAAAUCUGUCCUGAAUUGGUAACAUUUUAUAAUAAUGAUGUCAUUAACAAUAAUGAUGAAGGUAGAUCCCCUAAUUCGGAUGCAUUUGAAGUUAGUGGUGAUAAUAAUUACGCUUCUAUGGGUUACACCGCCAGGGAAAAUAAACUCAAUUUUCAAGAUGAGGACCUACAAUCAAAUGUUGACACACACUCUAAAGAAUACGAAAAACAGCCUACAAGGUUUAAUGAUAUGGUUUUUGUGAAUGAUGAUCACCACGAAAUAGAUCAGCAAAUAUCAGAACAUACAUUUACCAAACCAAUUACAUCGAAAACUUCUGUAAAAUCAGAUUUGACCAUAGCCAACGUAAAAAAAUUCACCGAUAGUAUGACCGACAAUGACAAGCCUAACUUAAACUGGUUUGUUGAAACGCAUCAAUAUAUUUCAUCACCUAGUACUAGUAAAAAACAUAUCAAACCAGUUGAAACAAUUCCUAGUUCUGCCAGCCAACUGGUAGAAUCUACUACAGAUCAUCAGAUGGAAAAUCUCCAAAAUCAGUACAAGCAGCGCAAGCGAAAAUGGUUAUCAGACGACGGAAGGAACAAAAAUUCGGAUCGUAGCAAACAAACAAGAUUGAUACUCAAUAGAAAUAGUUGGAAUAUUAAUCAAGAAGAUUCCGAAAAUGUUAGCAAGUCUCAAAAACCAAUCUCAGUUGAUUGUGUAGCUCGUAACAACUUGGAAAAUGUAACCGUUGCAACUACAAAGUUAUCUGAUGAAUGUAAUGUGAUAAAAAGUCAAAGUAAUCAAACACAAUGUGAAUAUCAAUCCCUCUAUGAGUCAGACCAAAAAAGUAGCUGUUACAAUAAAACAAAUAAGAAAGCUAGGAUUGACAUUUCAACUAGAACUUCCGCAGACUUGAUUGUCAAUGUAGAAUCCAGUUAUUCUAAAGAAGAUCUCGGGAAUAAUAAUGUUGUGCAAGUUGAACCUUCAAUUAAAUCUUCCCCCAUAAAAACUCGGCAGUCCGGUUGUAACACCAGAAUAGACAAGAAUGGAAACUCAACGUCAUCAAGCUCGUUACAAUCUUCAUCAUCCUCGAAGACCACUUCUACGAACAUUAGUCCCACUGGAUCUACCAAAUCAUCAAAGUCAGAAACAAAAACAUCUAAUGUUGAGAAAAUGAUGAUUGAUGGAACUGAACCCAAAAAUGCAGAUAAACAAGAAGACGAAGAAUUGAACUAUGAGUACAGCGAUGAUGAUUAUAUUUCUAUAUUUGCAGAUUCUAUUCUAACAGGCUUGGAUCAAAGUCCAACGUAUACGGAUGAUGUUGCGAUGUCACCGUGUGUACCAAAUUCGGAAUCCAACAGUAAAUUUAGGGAAAUGACUGACUUUGGUGCUUACGUUCAGAAAAAUGUAGAAGAAUGCAAUGAGGCUUACAAAUUCUACACACAAAAAUCUGCAAAUGUAAAUAAUCAGAAAAAUGCUGAUAACUUUCCAUGGCACGGAACUUCCAUUCCAGAAGCAAACAUUGUGCCAUUACCUAUGAAUCCACUAGGACAAAAUUGUCCUAAAUUGGAGAGAAUUAAUUUAAAAACUCGACUUGGUUUGAGCCAAGGUGCACCAGGUGCAUUCUCUAAGCGUGCUAUGAAUGUGUUGAGUGGGCAAUGCUUUGCCAGGCUAAAACGAGGUUCGUGCACGAGGAAAAAUUGUCAUUGGAAUCAUUCCCUGAAUCGGGAGCUGCAAAAUCUUGAAUAUGAGAGUCCAGAGAUGAUUCAUGAAGUCAUCAAAUUAGCAAUUGUCAAAGGCCUCAACUUCUUCGUACAAUGUGCGUAUGCUAGAUUGACAGUAAAAAUGAACUAUGACAAUGUCAUCAGAUUAUUCUCUAGCGUGUACAAAGCCGGUAUGUUGAACACAGAGAUGAUGAAAAGUACAUUACUUACACUAACUACGAUUGACAUACCUCUACCAGCCAUUGUGUCUGCACUGGCGAAUUUGCUUAGUGAAAAUGAUAGUCACUCAGCCGAGUCUAUAUUAAUUUUUGUUGGAGAGAGAAUUUCGUCAGGAGUUUAUUGGAACACGGUUCGUGAUUUGCUUAUUAAAAUAAAACCACCAGAUAUGAGCAUAGACAUUGUCAUAAGUGAAUGUGUCAGCCUCCACGAGAACAAAGCACACAUGAGAGAUGUGCACGAUAACUUCUAUAAAAGACUUACAAUGGAGCAGCUAACAAGUAUGAAUGUUAAUCUUAGAAAAAGGUUCAAUUACUUGCUGUUAGAUAACGAUCUAAUUUAUCCACGGGUGAGUUCCGGCCGAUUAUUGAAAAGUCCAGCUUUGGAUAAUACAGAAAGUAAAUAUGUAACGGUAAACACUAAUAUAAAAAAAACGGAAAUACCUACUAUUUCGUCCCCUGACGCUACGCAAUAUUUCGAUGACAUGCUUCCAAUUCCUUAUCACGAUCUACAACUAAGUCAAACAUGCCAGAAAACUAGCUUACAAAAGCAGUUAAUGAAGCAACCUAUGAUGAUAAACCAAGGUAGUAGCAGGAGCGGAAGGGACAGCUACACUAGUUCUGUUCACCAUGGAGGAGCUACUAACUCACAAUAUAAUCCAAUGAAUAAUCAAAAGUCGUCAAACCUGAAUGUACAAUCUGACACGACAGAGGUACCAAUCACUUCCUGGAAACUGCAUGAAAUAGAAGGCCUGUGCGCACCCCAUUCCAGCCAUAGCAGAGAACGUCAUUGGAAGUUUUACCUUGACAUGAAGAUUUUGACAGAAGCUCUGAAACGUGAAGAAUAUGAGCAUGUCUUGAAGACCCUAAACGAAUACUCGGAUACAGAGAGAUCAUUAUUUACAACAAGCUGCUUUAAGAUGUUACAUCAAACCGUAUUGGCAUCAGCGCGUCAUGUGAGAAACAUGAUAAAAUUAUCAGUCCGGAUGGGGGUUCAAAUAUCUCUGAGUGAAACAUUGAUCUCUUUGGGAUUAUACACGAUGAUCGAGUUGUGCGAUGCCAAUGCAUGGAUACUUGCAUAUAGCUUAUUGAAGUCCAUGCAAUGCAUUGGCUUUCAAGAAAAUACUGCUACAAUUGUUCUGCUCCUUGCAGAAAUUUAUAUAGCUAACAGACGUCCAUUGAAGGCAUUCGACAUAUUGAAACAAAACAACAUGUUUUACACAAAACCUGAUAAAUGGCGUGUUAGUAGCAAUCCAAACGACGACCUUCAUAGAACGGUGAUUAUCGAACUAUUGUUGGAUUUACUUUGCCAAGAAUUUAUCGAAUGGGCGUUUUAUCUAUUCACAUAUCUUCUUAGGGAGCAGACACACAUAUAUCAUCCCAUAGAUCUUACCGCACGCAUAGAUAAACUUGUGUUGGGUAUUCUAAGAACUCAACCCGAUGAUGUAGUCAUUGAAGUCGGAAGAUUGAUUCUUGAUAAUAUGUUCACGCUCAAGAGUUCUGUAUUCCGCUCUCUUGUCAUAAAUAUUUGUCGAAAAGAUGAACGACUCUCUAGACAACUAUACUACUAUAGUAGCUGGCUUGGAGUAUAUCCAAUACUACAGUUGGAAAUGCCUUUACAUAUAUUAAUCAAGACACAUUGGACUAAAGAAGAGAUGUAUCUGGUCAUGACAGACUUCCUAGAGAAACUCUCAAUGAACAUCGGUCCCACUGUUCAACGAUUAUGUUCUAAUCAUUUUUCAAUCUAUUUGGUGUUCGAGCUCGAACCAUUCAAAAGGCGGCUGUUUGACGAGGAUGAUCAAAUCUGCAAUAUAGAUGAACUGAAAUCUAGUAAGGAACUUAUGAAAAUUGUACUUCAAGAACAAUUUAACCCUUCUAUAAGAACAGUUGUUGCUGAAAGUGAAAGGAUUGUUAAAUUGCUAAGUAGCAGCAUUGUCAAUUACUUGAAAUCGGUACACUUGCAUAACGCUCAAGGCUAAAAUUAAAUAUGAAUAAUAAUAGUUCAUGGGAUUGUGUUUAGUAGUCCAUGUGAAACUGAACUAUCAUCCUGCUGGACGUUGAAUGAAAAUUUUAUUUGAUAGACUUUUACCCGAUAAUUAGAUGCCAGUAGAUCGUUGAAGAAUAUUUGUUUUAUUUAGCCUAUAAGGAAAAAUAUUAGCAAAUUUAGUUUUACAGUGAACGUUUUUUUAUAGGAUAUAUUCAAAUGUCGACUAUUGAACAUCAUUUGUGCGAUCUCAUAUUCCUCAUUUUAUAUUGUUUUUCUCCUCAAUCAUAGUAGUGCUGAAUUCUAAACGCCAUCAAUAGAUAUGAUAGAAUGAUAAUCAAAUUGAAAACUCUAUAACAUUAUCAAUUUUCUGGCGAAAUAUCACUGAGCCUUUCGUUUUUUUAUCUUCCUUCACUGACUGUAUCUCUCCCAGAUUUCAUCAUACAUCUCAACCGCAAUCACAGGCAUAGAAUCCAUCUACAAAAUCUCAAAAUGAAAAACAAAAUAAAAAAACAAAAUUGGAGACAUUUCUAUGUAUAGUACUAAAAUGCAAGGAAUCAGAUCCCAAAUACUUACAUUUUUAUAUUCUACAGUUUAAUCAUUUUAUUUUAUGAACGUCACAUUAACUCAAAAUAUUAAAUACUGACAGCGAAUGUUGAUGAGAGUGAAAUCAUGUUCACAAAGAUCAUAAAUGCGCAUAUUUAAAUACGCCUCAUUCGGUCCCAGAAUUUUAAACAAUUGUAUUAUUAUCAUUGUUAACUGCACUAAAUUUUUUUCUUGCGUUUUACGUACAAACCAAUCUUAUAACCAAUGAGACUGAACUUCAGCUUCCACUUAGCAAACCGCCAAAUACAAUUAGUGACUAUUAUUUUAAAUACACUAGCAAACAAGUAAGAAUCUCAAAUCACAUGCAGGUGCCAUGAGAAGUUUAUAAAAACCAGUUAAAAUUGUGAGUGAAAUGCUUUGCCGUAUUUUAUCAAGAGACUGCAGGAGAUUAGAUGUCACGGCUUAUACUCUGUGUACUAAAAUAGUUCAGUACAAAAGUCUGACACAUUGUUCAGUCGUUUUUUCUCAAUUUCUCAAUGUACACGUAGGCAAUAAAUGAAAUCUAGAAUAC
Molecule: messenger RNA, 8904 nt
Organism: Athalia rosae (coleseed sawfly)
Lineage: Eukaryota; Metazoa; Arthropoda; Insecta; Hymenoptera; Athaliidae
Exons: 10
Coding region: 709-7782 (2357 amino acids)
Source: RefSeq, a predicted model, not a curated record